GCGGGGAGCGGCGGGGAAGUGGCCGCGGCUACUCGGCCGGCUGGAGCGGGCGCGCGCGCGUGGGAGCCGGCCGUGGGCGGCGGCGGGAUGGCGCGGGCCGGACCGGCGUGGCUGCUGCUGGGCGUCUGGGUGACCCUGCCCAUGUGGCUGUCCUCAACCAAGGUCUCCUCACUCACGGACAGAAUUGAGAGGCUGUCGGAGGCCAAGGACCUGAAGAAGCUGCUCAGAACCCGGAACAAUCUGCUGGUACUCUACUCCAAGGCGGAAGCUGCCCCUGACAGUCUGCUCAGCCUGCUGUCCACCGUGGCCCAGGCAGUGAAGGGGCAAGGCACCAUCUGCUGGGUGGACUGCAGUGACGCAGAGAGUAGAAAAUUGUGCAAGAAAAUGAAAAUUGACCCAAGUUCAAAGGACAAAAAGGUGGAGCUACUCCAUUACCUAGACGGCGUCUUUCACAUGGAGUAUAACAGGCCUAUGACGCUAAAGUCCAUGGUGGCCUUUAUGAAGGACCCCAAAGGGCCCCCUCUGUGGGAAGAAGACCCUGGAGCCAAAGACGUGGUACACAUCGACAGCGAGAAGGGCUUCAGACGGCUCCUGAAGAAGGAAGAGAAGCCUCUGCUGGUGAUGUUUUAUGCCCCCUGGUGUCCCAAGUGCAAGAGGAUGAAGCUGCCUUUCCAGCAGGCUGCGACGAUGACCCGAGGCCGCUAUGUGCUGGCCGGCAUGAACGUCUACCCCUCGGAGUUCGAGAGCAUCAAGGAGGAGUACAGUGUGCGCGGCUAUCCCACCAUCUGCUAUUUCGAGAAGGGCCGCUUUCUGUUCCACUACGACCCCCAGGCCUCCAGCGCCGAGGACAUCGUGGAGUGGCUGAAGAAUCCGCAGCCGCCAAAGCCCCCGGUGCCCGAGCUGCCCUGGGCAGACGAGGGUGGCUCCGUUUAUCACCUGACCGACGACGACUUUGACCGGUUUGUGAAGGAGCACUCCUCUGUCCUCGUCAUGUUCCACGCCCCAUGGUGUGGACACUGUAAGAGCAUGAAGCCGGAGUUUGAGAGCGCAGCAAAGGUCCUGCAUGGAGCAGACAGCGCAGAUAGCUCUGGUGUCCUUGCAGCUGUCGACGCGACUGCCAACAAGGCGCUGGCAGAAAGGUUCCACAUCUCCGAGUACCCGACGCUCAAGUACUUUAAGAACGGGGAGAAAAUGUCCGUGCCCGCACUCAGGACCAAGAAGAAUUUCAUAGACUGGAUGCACAACCCCGAGGCCGCGCCCCCGCCCGAGCCCACCUGGGAGGAGCAGCAGACCAGCGUGCUGCAUCUGACCAGGGACAACUUCCGGGAGACCCUGAAGAAGAAGAAGCACACCCUGGUCAUGUUCUAUGCCCCUUGGUGCCCGCACUGCAAGAAGGUCAUCCCCAUCUUCACAGCCACUGCCGAGGGCUUCAGAGACGACCGGAAGAUCGCCUGUGCUGCAGUUGACUGUGUCCAGGGGAAGAACCAGGAGCUGUGCCAGCAGGAAGCCAUCAAAGGCUACCCCACGUUCCACCACUACCACUAUGGGAAGUUGGCAGAGAAGUACGACGGCGAGCGCACGGAACUGGGGUUCACCAACUUUAUCCGAGGCCUCCGGGAGGGAGAUCACGACAGACUCGGGAAGAGGAAGGAGGAGCUGUGAUUUCUGCCUCAGAGAGCGUUUCCAUUACACUGUGAAUGAAUGAUGCCUGUUGUUCUUUCCGAAUUUCCACAUGUUCUGAAUACAAAGUUUUUUAUAGCCACUGAUGGCCUGUUUUGUACAAUUUUGAAAUAAAAUUAAACCAAUUGUU
Sorex fumeus (smoky shrew) is the source of this 1810-nucleotide messenger RNA. RefSeq names its product protein disulfide isomerase family A member 5 (gene PDIA5). The transcript is spliced from 17 exons. Gene Ontology annotation, biological process: protein folding. Gene Ontology annotation, cellular component: endoplasmic reticulum. The record is from RefSeq and is a predicted model, not a curated record. NCBI's taxonomy places the organism in Eukaryota, Metazoa, Chordata, Mammalia, Eulipotyphla, Soricidae. Gene Ontology annotation, molecular function: protein disulfide isomerase activity. The coding region runs from base 88 to 1662 and encodes 524 amino acids.